AUGAUUCAGGAAGAUUCCAAGUCCCAUAAAAAAACCUCCCAGCAGAAUUCCAAUUAUCCACAAAUCUUCUACAGCUCCCACGUUCAGAACAUCCAAGCAGACCGCUCGCCAAUUCUCCCAAGAAUCGCGAGCGUAGCCCGCAGCAAACCAACUGUUAAUACCCCUGUGUGUGUGUGUGCGUGUGUGUGUGUGUUUGUGUGUGUCAGCAGCAUCAUUGUGAACAAAAUGGACAGGAACCAAGACGGGUUUAUCUCCGAAGAGGAGCUGAAGGAUUGGAUCAAAUCCGUUCAGAAGAAACACAUUUCCGACAGCGUGGAGCAUCAGUGGAAAGACUUUGAUCUGAACGGGGACGGUGUGAUCAGCUGGGACGAGUACAAGAACGUCACAUACGGGAGCUACCUGGAAGACCCUCAGACGGACACAGAAUAUAACUACGAUCAGAUGAUGUUGAGGGACGAGAGACGCUUCCGAGUCGCAGACACCAACGGAGACCUGAUGGCAGACAAGCAGGAGUUCUCAGCUUUCCUUCAUCCCGAAGACCACCAGCACAUGAAGGACAUCGUGGUGCAGGAAACAAUGGAAGACAUUGACAAGAACGGAGACGGUUUCAUUGACCUGAAGGAGUACAUCGGCGACAUGUACACGUCAGAUGGAGAAGGAGAAGAACCAGAGUGGGUCGCCACCGAGCGCCAGCAGUUCUCUGAGUUCAGAGACAAAAACAACGACGGGAAGAUGGACAAAGAAGAAACUCUGGACUGGAUUCUUCCUUCUGACUACGACCACGCUGAAGCCGAGGCCAAGCACCUGAUGCAUGAGGCUGACGCCAACCAGGAUGGAAAACUCACCAAAAAGGAAAUUCUGAACAAAUAUGACACGUUUGUUGGGAGUCAGGUGACGAACUUUGGGGAGGCUUUACUACGACAUGACGAGUUCUAACAUGACAUUUCAUUGUUUUUAGAGAGUAUUUAACUUGGGGGGGCUUUACUACGACAUGAUGAGUUCUAACAUGACAUUUCAUUGUUUUUAGGGAGUGUUUAACAUGGGGGGGCUUUACUACAACAUGACGAGUUCUAACAUGACAUUUCAUUGUUGAAUUGAUUGAU
This is a messenger RNA of Etheostoma spectabile (orangethroat darter), 1103 nucleotides long. RefSeq names its product calumenin-A. NCBI's taxonomy places the organism in Eukaryota, Metazoa, Chordata, Actinopteri, Perciformes, Percidae. The coding region runs from base 1 to 936 and encodes 311 amino acids. The transcript has 6 exons. The record is from RefSeq and is a predicted model, not a curated record. Gene Ontology annotation, molecular function: calcium ion binding. Gene Ontology annotation, cellular component: endoplasmic reticulum.